Molecule: messenger RNA, 7304 nt
Organism: Lingula anatina
Lineage: Eukaryota; Metazoa; Brachiopoda; Lingulata; Lingulida; Lingulidae
Product: ATP-dependent chromatin remodeler CHD1
Biological process (GO): nucleosome organization
Cellular component (GO): nucleus; chromatin
Molecular function (GO): DNA binding; histone binding; chromatin binding
Source: RefSeq, a predicted model, not a curated record
UAUGGCAGCCAUGUUUUUCUUGCAUCGCAUUCAUGAGCAGCAGCAUUGUUUGAUCUUUUGUUGCUCUCUGGACUCAUAUUAAUGCAAAUUUUUGCUGCAUAUCGCGUUUUUGACUUGAGCUGCACUGAAAAAUGCAGUAUUUGGAAGUUAUAAUGUCUGUCACUGGAAGAUUACGUGUUCAAACUGACCGAUUUUUUGGACUUGGAACGAUCCAUUGAGAAGAGAAAAUUGCCAGAUUUUUGUUGGACAUUUGGAGCAAUACCAUCUCGUAACUAGGUGCUGAAGUGAAAUCGAAAGUAGGGACAGGAUUGGGAAACCUUCUUUAAAGUGAAAAAACUGCACGAGGGACGUGACCAGCGAGAUAUUUAGCGGUUAUUUACCACGUGAUUGCAGUAUGAGUCCUACCUGAAAAUGACCACCAAGUUUGACCUUCCUGGGCUUGCUGAUUUGAAAACUGGUCUGUUUGCACCUGUGCCAAAGGAAGAAAAGAAGAGUGAAGACAAAAAAACUACAGAUGACUUACCAGUAACAGACUACAGUGUAGAUGAAAACUACAAAGUUAACAAUGUAGAUUCUAAGAAGGAAAAGGGGGGAAAGGGCAGUGCUUCAGAAUCUGAAUCUGAAUCUGCAAGUGGCUCAAGCUCUGAAUCGGAAUCCGAAUCUGGAUCAGGAAGCUCAUCAAAGUCCGAAACUGGAUCAGGAUCUGGGUCAGGAUCAGAAUCUUGUAGCCAAUCUGAUGAUGAUGACGAAGAUGAUGAUGACAACGACUCUAAGAAUCAGAAAACACAGCAGAAAUCGCCAAGGAACUCUGCAAGAGAAGUCAAAUGUGAAACUGAGGACUCUUUCUUAGAUGUAGAAGAGAAUUCCAUCAGUGAAGCAGUUAAGUCACACUUACCUAAGAAAGUGAGAAUAAAAGAAAUCAAGGAGUCAUGGGAAGUGCAACCAGAUCUGUAUGGAGUUAGAAGGUCAGGAAGGCAGAGAAAGGAGCCCACCAGACUGAAUGUGGGAGGUGGCAGUGAUAGUGAUGAUUUCAAGCCAAAGAGAAAAGGUGGUAGAAAAAGGAGAGACUCUGAGGACUGGCGCAGCAGUCUUGGUGGAAGUAGUGAUGAUGACAGUGAUAGUGAUGAAAGUUCUAGAAUCCAACCACGACGGAAAGCCACCACGAGAACUCAAGCCAGAAGUAGGCCGAAUGCCAGAUUCAGUAACAAUAAGUCAGUCAGAAAUCGUCCUCCUGCAAGACGAAGAAAACAGUCUUCCAGUGAAGAGAGUGAUAGUGAUAUAGAUGGAAAGGAACGAUUUUCAUCAAGAAGCACCAAUAAAAAAGUCAAGGGUGGUAGGGGUCGCCCAUCACGAAGGAAAGUUGUAAAAAAGAUUAGCUACAGAGAAGAAUCUGAAAGCCAGACGGAUUCUGAUGAUUUGGUGGAGGUGACAAACACACAGGUAGAAGAUGUCAAUGAUAAUGCAGAGACUAUAGAGAGGGUGUUGGAUACAAGAAAAGGAAAGAAAGAAGCAAUAGGCAGCAAAACCACAAUAUACAAUGUAGAAGACAAUGGAGAUCCCAAUGAUGGAGUAAACCCAGACACAGAUGAUGUUGUUGAACAGUACUUAAUCAAAUGGAAGGGCUGGUCUCACAUUCACAAUACAUGGGAGAGUGAAGAAUCCCUGCUUGAACAGAAAGUUAAUGGAAUGAAGAAGGUGGAGAAUUUCAAGAAGAGAGAGGAAGAAAUCAAAGAAUGGACAUCCAACAGCAGCCCAGAAGAUAUAGAAUAUUUCCAGUGCCAAGUAGAGAUGUCUCUAGAGCUUUUAGAACAGAACAGAAUCGUGGAGAGGAUUAUAGCUCAUAGUAAUGUGAAAGGCGUCAGUGGUCAGCCUGAUUAUUUAUGCAAGUGGCAGGGACUGCCAUACUGUGAUUGUACAUGGGAGGAUGGGGGACUCAUCAGCAGAAAGUUUCCUAAGGAAGUGGAGAGCUAUGAAGCACGUUACAAGUCACAGAAAAUUCCCAGCAAACUCUGUCGAGCCUUGAAGUACCGUCCCAAGUUUGUUCCUUUGAAAACCCAACCAAGCUCUAUAGGUGGCCCUGAACAGUUGACUUUGAGAGAUUAUCAGUUAGAUGGGCUGAAUUGGUUAUUAUCCACAUGGUGCAAGGAUAACAGUGUGAUCCUUGCUGAUGAGAUGGGUUUAGGGAAAACCAUACAAACAAUAGCAUUCCAGUCUUAUUUAAGCCACACCCAUCAGUUGUAUGGUCCUUUCCUUCUGGUUGUGCCUUUGUCUACAGUGGUUGCCUGGCAGCGAGAAUUUGCACAGUGGGCUCCUGAUAUGAAUGUUGUAGUCUAUUUGGGAGACAUCAACAGCAGGAAUAAGAUAAGAGAAUUUGAAUGGUGCCACCUGGGAAACAAGAGAUUAAAGUUCAAUGUGUUGAUAACCACAUAUGAAAUCCUGCUAAAAGACAAGUCUUUCUUGGGGAGUGUGGCCUGGGCAUCCUUGGCAGUGGAUGAGGCUCACCGUCUGAAAAAUGAUGACUCCCUUUUGUACAAGUCCUUAUUUGAGUUUGACACAAACCAUAGACUGCUUAUAACGGGUACUCCUCUGCAAAACUCUCUUAAGGAGUUGUGGUCACUUCUUCACUUCAUUAUGCCAAAUAAGUUUGACUCUUGGGAGGAUUUUGAAGAGCGCCAUUCAUCAGCUGACAAGACUGGCUUUUCUGCCCUUCACAAAGAACUAGAACCAUUUCUGUUGAGGAGAGUGAAAAAGGAUGUGGAAAAAUCUCUUCCAGCCAAAGUUGAACAAAUCUUGAGGGUGGAAAUGAGCAAGAUUCAGAAGCAGUAUUACAGGUGGAUCCUUACAAAGAACUACAAAGCUCUGAGUAAAGGUGUCAAAGGCAGCAUAUCUGGUUUCAUCAAUCUGGUGAUGGAGCUGAAGAAAUGUUGUAACCACUCCCACCUAGUGAGAGGCCCAGAUCCAGAAGAGGAGCAGCAACAGGACAGACUAUCAAAUCUGAUUCGGUGCAGUGGGAAGUUAAUACUCCUGGACAAACUGCUGUUGCGUCUCAGGGAAACGGGCCACAGAGUACUAAUAUUUUCACAGAUGGUGCGAAUGCUGGACAUUCUUGCAGAAUAUCUGCAGUUAAGACAUUUUCCAUUCCAAAGGUUAGAUGGGUCUAUACGAGGUGAGUUGAGGAAACAGGCCUUGGACCAUUUCAAUGCAGAGGGAUCCCAGGACUUCUGUUUCCUGCUCUCCACACGUGCUGGAGGGCUUGGUGUGAAUCUUGCUACAGCAGACACUGUGAUCAUCUUUGAUAGUGACUGGAAUCCUCAGAAUGACCUGCAGGCUCAGGCCAGAGCUCACAGAAUAGGGCAGAAGAACCAAGUUAGUGUGUAUCGUCUUGUGAUAAAAAAUAGUGUAGAAGAAGACAUCAUUGAACGUGCCAAAAGAAAGAUGGUUUUAGAUCAUCUCAUCAUCCAACGAAUGGACACUACAGGCAGAACGGUGCUCAACAGAGGGUCAAUGCCCGGAGCUAGCUCUAGUACUCCAUUCAACAAGGAGGAAUUGACUGCAAUUUUAAAAUUUGGUGCUGAAGAUCUCUUUAAGGAAAAUGAGGGCGAGGAGGAAGAACCUCAUGUGGACAUAGAUGACAUCCUGAGUAGGGCGGAGACACGGGAAACAGAGGAUAACCACAGUGUUGGGGAGGAAUUGUUGUCUGCUUUCAAAGUCGUCAGUUUUGACAAUAUGGAAGAUGAGGAGAUUGAAAAUAUUCAUAGGGAAGAGGCAGAAAAGGCAAAAUCCUGGGAAGAAAUCAUACCAGAAAAUGAAAGGCAGAAGGUUGAAGAAGAGGAAAGGCAGCAACAGCUACUAAACCUACACUUACCCCCUAGGAGUAGAAAAACCCUACAGCAGCUGGACCCUGACUAUGAACAGUCUGAUGCUGAUGGUGGAAAAAAGAAAAAGAAAGGCAGAAAACAGGAGGAGGAGGAAGACGAAAGUAGUGACAGUGAUUCUGGAGAUGAUGAUAAGCCCAAGAAACGAGGCCGUCCACGGACUGUGGCUAGAGACACCAUCAAGGGUUUCACAGACGCCGAGGUUCGCAGGUUCAUCAGAAGUUUCAAGAGAUUUGGAAAUCCUCUCAGCAGACUGGAUGCCAUAGCCUGUGAUGCUGAGCUGUCUGAGAAGUCCCAGGCUGACCUGAAGAGAUUAGCUGAGCUGCUACACAGGGAGUGUGAGCAGGCCAUGGCCGAGUAUAAAACCAAGCUAGAGGAGGAUCCAAACUUUGAAGCAGGCAAGAAGACCCACCGUGGUCCAGUGAUCAAGUUGUCUAGUGUGACAGUGAAUGCCAAGUCAGUAUUAAGUGCCAUGGAGGAGCUGGAGCCUCUCACCAAAACCAUUCCAGCAGAAAAGGAAGAGAGGAAAAAGUACACACUCACAGCUAGGGUGAAGUCUGCUAACUGGGACUGUCCCUGGGGGGAGGAGGAGGACACCAGCCUUCUCAAAGGUGUCUACGAAUAUGGAGUGGGAAGCUGGGAAGCCAUCAAGAUGGACCCAGACCUAAAUUUACAUGACAAGAUCUUGCCUGAUGGUGAUCUCAAACCUCAAGCCAAGCACUUGCAAACCCGUGUUGACUAUUUGCUCAAGAUUCUUAGAAAACAGAUGGAACCCAAUAAAGGAGAGGAUGAAAAAACAAAACCCAAGAAGCAAAACAGGAGGAAAAAGAAAGCUAGUGAAUCUGAGAAAAAGGAAAACAUCAGUUUAGAUGAGUCAACGAUGGAUGUUGGAGAUAGUAAGCUGGAAAGUCCAAAGAAGAGGAAAGGGAAGAACAAGAAGGAUGGUGAGGAGAAGGGAAAAGACAAGGCAGCAGAGGAGAAGAAAAUCAGGAAAAAGGAGAAGAAAGAGAAAAAGAAGAGUAAGAAGAAGGCAGCUGGUCCAAUGCAUUUUACUGCCAACUCUGAACCAGUAUCUGUAGCAGUUGAAGAUUUGGAACCCUCCACAUUUAACGAGUGCAAAGAGAAAAUGAGACCCGUGAAGAAGGCUCUCAAACAGCUGGGCAACCCUGAUGAGGGUUUGUCUGAGAAGGAGGUGCUCACACAUAUGAGGACAUGUUUACUCAAGAUAGGAGACCAUAUCAAUGAGUGCCUGGGGGAAUUCAAUGAUCCAGAUAAGAUUAAAGAAUGGCGAAGCAAUCUGUGGAUCUUUGUCUCCAAGUUUACCGAGUUUGAUGCAAGGAAGCUUCACAAGCUGUACAAACAUGCUUGCAAGAAACGUGAAGAAGAAAGGGACAGAACAGAGGCAUUGAACCCAGAAAGCAGUCAGGGGGAAACUGUUAAUCAACAAAGUAGGAGAGGCAAGAAAAGACCUCUAGAAGAAAGUAAGCAGAGGAAAUUAAAGAGGCAAGCUGAAGGAGAAAGGAGUAGAGAUAGUACUACCACUUCCAGUGUAAGCAAUGGGCAGCGUGCCAACACCAGCACCUCCUAUAAUAACCACCCACCGUCUUUCCGUAAUGUGCUUGCUAGUGGGUGGGAAGGCAGUACGAAUAGUCCUCUCAGUAGGUGGCAGCACGCUAGCCCUCUUUCCAGCAUUGACGAGCAGCAGAGAAAUCGUCACUCUGAAAAUUCCUAUAACCGUCCUCCUCCUAAUGAGGGCCAGCGUAGCUUCCAUCCUGGUGCACAUGAUGUACCUCCACGGGAACACAAGCGGCAAGACUACUACCAUCGUGACAACUACCAUCGCUAUGACAGAGAGUAUGGGAGAGAGUACAGUCGGGAGCACAACAGGAAUAGGGAACACAAACAAGGGGAGCACAGGUCAGACUUCCAUCACAGGGGAGAGCGCCCUGACAGACCUGACUACAGGGCAGGAGGAGACCAGGGAGCACACAGGCAUGAGGACAGAUAUCGUGGAGAGCGAGAUAGAGACAGAAAGAGAAAAUCGGAUUACUAUGACAGAGACAGAGGCCGAGACAGAGAAAGAUCAAAUAAAGAUCCCAGAACUGAAUACAGAAGUCCUUCGUCCAAGGAUGGACUGCAUCAAAAACAAAGCCAAAAAUCCCAUAGGCCUUCCCCUAAAGACCACAAACCAAAUGCAAAUAUAUCAUCUCCAACUGAACAGUAUCACAGGAGUUUACUGGAAGACACUAACUCUGGAGAUUCCUUCAAUAAACCGUCUCUGAAGUAUGGACACUCUACGCCAGACACAAGCCAAAGUGUAUUAUCACCGUCAGAUUCUAUGACACAUUAGCAUUUUCACACUGAACUGCCUUUCAGCACCAUUGCCCAGCAUUCCCUUCAGAUCAGUACUUGCCAAACAGAUGCUGUGCCUUGAUUUGAAGAUGGGUGGGAACAUUUAAUAUGGGCAGUGGACCAUUCAUAUUUUAGUUGUCUGGUAAUAAACAGUGUUUUUUCCCCUUAAAUUGCUUGCAGAGCAGGGUACAUUUCCUAUGUAUUUUAUCCCAGGCAUAUGUGUCACAGCUGGUCACAGAGCUUUCUAGAUGUCCAUGAUAAACAUCUAGGCAGAGUGCAGCUGACGUGUAUGGGCUGAUUGAUAUUGGUCUAUUUUCUUUAAAAUCCAUUGCCAUUGUUUUACAUUUAUUUAUUCCUGCAAUUAUUGGUAUUUUCAUUAUUUUUCUGCAUUAGUUGUGAAAACUGACUUACAUGCAUUGAGACCUGUCUUUUGAGUCAAUUUUGUCUUUAGAAUUGACCACAAUAGAAUCGUGAUUAAAUUAUUAUUGUUAACUGUUUACAGAGAGUUACAAUUGAGGAUGCAAGUGAUAUUGCGGAAAAGCUCCAGGUGUCAGUUGUAUUGGUGCAAUAUUAAGAACCCAGUUCGUUAAGUUAUUUGUCAGCAUUUAGCUUGGUACUUAUUUUUAUCACAGUUGAUAUGCAAUAUUUCAAGAAAUUUUCAAGGGUGUCACAUGGACAGUGAUUUGAUAUCGAUAUGUGUGGGGAGCUAUUUGCUGAGCGCUUCGAUGAUAUUCACUAAGUGAACAACAUGUGCCCUAUGGGAAGUUCUUUGGAAGUUUUGCUCCCGUAGCCUUACGCGCCAAGGAGCUUACCGUAGUGGAGCAAAGAGGCGUGGCUAUAUAUAUUUGAGAUGUGUUCUUAUGCUCGGUAUCCAAUGUUCCAUCGAAAAAAGAACAACAUGCAUGUCUGUUGACGUAUUCAAGCCACAACUGGACGAACUAAAGACUAACUGGAAAUUUUCCCAAAUAUUUCCUGUACAUGCGAAUUGUAUUGUUGUACAUUUCAUUUGUAUUUCAUAAGUUUUGUACAGAUCCUAUUGUACAUAAAAUUCUACGAAUAAAAUGCAGUAUAAAUUUA